AUGGAUGCGAGGCUUAAAAGCUGCACAUCUAAUAAAUCUAGGUCUCAACUCAAAUCCUUCAGGUCUCAUGAAGCCGUUCUUAACAAUGAGGAUUUGUUAACAUUGAUCCUGUUUCGUGUGCCUUGGACACAACUCAAGGUAUUGAAGUGUGUUUCAAGACAAUGGCAUUCACUCAUCACCACUUCGCUGCCUCCUCUCCGUGCCUCUGGUCUCUUCUGUAAAGGCCACUUAGGUUUUGAUAAACUCUAUUUCGUUCCUCUAGAUGAUCCAAACUUUGCUUCCCCACUCAGAGCUCGGACUUUUAAUCUUGAUCAUGAAAAAAUUCUGUUUUUGCACUCCUGCAAUGGCCUUUUAUUGUGCUCUGCUGGUUUCCCCGACUCUUACAAUCCACGUAACUGUAACUGGUAUGUGUACAAUCCUUCUACCAAUCAGUUAGCUGCGCUUCCUAAACAUCCUGACAAUGUGUAUUUCAUGGAUCAUAUUGGCUUGGCUUUUGAACCUUCGAAAUCACCUCACUACAAAGUCAUUGCUUUUAUUAUGACAACAAGAGGAAAUUUAUUUGGUGACUUUCAUAUUUACUCCUCUGAAACAGGGACUUGGAGGGUCUCUGUACAGUCCUUUUCCACGAGGGGAAUGCACUUCAAGCAUGGUGUCUAUUGGAAUGGGUCUAUACACUGGUUAAGUAGAUUAGAGUCCCCGUUACAUUCAAAAUCUUCUCUUUCUGAAUGUUUGUACUUUAAUGUGGAUCAAGGAAGGCUGGGAACCUUUCCAAGGCCUCCUAUUCACCUGAGGUCAAGGACAGAAAGGACAGUGUAUUUUGGAGAAUCAGAAGACCAUUUGCAUGUUACUGAGGUUCGUGUUGGUGACACUUCACUCAGUGUGUAUGAGAUGAAGAGUGAUUACUCCGAGUGGUUUGUCAAGUACCAAAUUGAUCUUGAUCCAAUUUUCAAAGUUUUCCCUCAGCGGCGGGCUAGAUCAUUUUACAAGGCUACUUCUGAUGAUAAAAUCGCUUAUGAAUUUAAUGUGCUCUCACUUAUCAGGAGAGAAAAUUUCCGGGAGGAUUCAUUCUUGGUUUUGGAAAUACAUGGUCAAGUUAUACGCUACAAUCUCAUCAAUAGAAGCUUUAAACUGGUACGGGACCUUGGUGUAUGCUUGAGAGCAACUGUUAGUUAUUGGCCCUUUACAACUAUUCAUGUUUGGCCGUACAUUGAAUUUCUAUAG
Molecule: messenger RNA, 1221 nt
Organism: Daucus carota subsp. sativus
Lineage: Eukaryota; Viridiplantae; Streptophyta; Magnoliopsida; Apiales; Apiaceae
Product: F-box protein At5g07610
Exons: 1
Coding region: 1-1221 (406 amino acids)
Source: RefSeq, a predicted model, not a curated record